Orbilia oligospora ATCC 24927 is the source of this 2091-nucleotide messenger RNA. RefSeq lists its product as uncharacterized. The record is from RefSeq and is a predicted model, not a curated record. Gene Ontology annotation, molecular function: single-stranded DNA 5'-3' DNA exonuclease activity. Gene Ontology annotation, biological process: interstrand cross-link repair. Gene Ontology annotation, cellular component: mitochondrion; nucleus. Bases 1 to 2091 code for a protein of 696 amino acids. NCBI's taxonomy places the organism in Eukaryota, Fungi, Ascomycota, Orbiliomycetes, Orbiliales, Orbiliaceae. The transcript has 2 exons.
AUGUCUCCGGGAACCCCAGUUAGGGCUGCCGCUUCCAGGCCCAAUCGCAUUGUAUUUCGCCCCUUCGAUGCUCGUUCAUCAACGAAGCCUUCGGAGACAGGCUCCAACACAAGACCGGUACCUCCAUUGCCACAGCUCCGAGACACGUGCACUACCAGCGAGAAAUCCUCGCAAAAGUCUGCAAAGUCAGAAGAUUACGGUAUUGACUUUGGACUCGACGAUGAUGAUGCCGACGCGAUCGAAGAACUAUUCGCAGAGUUCGACAAGAAGUUGAAACGGGACAACGAGAAAAGUCCUAUAGAUUUGAAGACCAUCGUGGAUGAAAACCCUUCUACUGCGACGAAAACAGCAAAAUCAUUCGAACGCCUGCUUCCAACUCAACCUACACAAUAUUCAUCGGGCUCAAGCCAACCUCGCAUAAUCGAAGAAGAGGGACCAGCCGAACAGGAAGAAUACCAUGAUUCACUAGCACUCGACUCUCUUCUAGACCUAGAAUUCGACGAUGCAGAAUUACUUGCCGCACUUGUGUCGCAUGAGCUUCCUAGCUCUCAGCCUAAAGCACAGCACGAUGAUGGGGGCAAAGGGGAGCAAAAGCCUGGUGGGGCUUGGGAUUCACAAGAGAACUGGAAUGACGAGGAAAUUGAUCGUCAGGUGCUUUGGGAAUAUGAGCAAUGGGUUGAACGGACGGGUUACGUUGAGGCUCCAGGGAAAGACAAGGUCGAUGAGACACCCCAAACAAAAGCCAUUAAAGAAGAACAAAAGCAAAACGAAGACCGAUACAAGGAGAGAUCAGAGGUAGGACAGGUAUUGGAUAUUGAGGAAGCACCCAAUGAUCCCCGAUCUCCAUUAGAUCGAUGGCGCAAGAGGGGCAGUAAUACAAAGCUGUCUGUAUCUGAUUUGCUGUGCAACAUGUGGUGCGAACAGCAGUACCAUUACACACUCCUUAGAGGCUUCAAGCGGCGGACUGCGGAAAUGCAGGCUGGAACGAAGAUUCAUAGGGAAAUGGAGGAGGAGGUCCAUACUAUUGUGCCAGUCACUGUAAAGACUUCGCAUGAUAAGUGGGGUCUUAGGAUAUGGAAUAUGAUUCAAGGACUCGAAAGUUUACGAGCUACAGGGUUGACGAGGGAGCUGGAGGUUUGGGGGUGGAUUGAUGGGGUUUUCAUAAACGGGGUUAUAGAUGAAGUGAACUUCAAGAAGUUUGAAAGGGACAGAGAUGAUAAAGAGAAUGGUGCCGUGGGGAGGGUCGGUGAUAGAGGGGAAGCGAAGGAAGUAUCACUGCCAGAAAACGUUACUGAAGCAAUGAUUACGGGUGCUGCUCCUAUGGAAGAGAAAGCUGGUGAUAUUCUGGAAACCCCUAAAAAGAAGAGAGGGCGUCCGAGAAAGACACCUGAACCAACAUCGCCAGCCCCCAAGACUCCGAAGCAACAGAAAACGAUAUUGGAUUUCAUAACACCAAGUCCAAAAAAGACUCGAUCCAAGGGGCAGCCCGCCUAUGUUCUUGAUCUCAAGACGAGGGCAUCGGCAAGGAUACCCGAACCGGGGUCAUCACAAUCGCUUUCUGUUCAUAUUCAGCUGAUGCUAUACCGGCAACUGUUAAACGAUAUGAUUAGGGCUACGCCGAAGUCGAUGGUUAAGAAACUUUGCAAGCAUCACGACCUUCCGGCUGAUGAGCCUUUCUCAGAUGAUUUAAUAGCUGGACUAGCAGGGAAUGGUAACGAAACUCAACCCGGAAGCGACGAGUUAUCGUUGCUACUUGAGAAUAAUUCAAUUGAGAAGCUUUACACCUUGUUCCAGAAAAAGCUGAAACAGACUAUCAGUACGGUCUCACCGGAUUUGACUGUGGUCUAUCGCUGGCAACAGAAUGGACAAUUCAUGGACUCCGCGGAUUACAUGGCAGACGAUGAUAUGCUAAAACAGCAUGUGGAUAACAUAAUUUCAUGGUGGAAAGGAGAACGGGAGACCGUUGGGGUUCCCAUCGAGGAGGCCUGGAAGUGCAAACGCUGUGAGUUUUCAGACAACUGCGAGUGGAUCCAAAAAGCCCUAAAGGAGCGGAUGGACCAGAUACGGGGCAGGCGGCGUGCGGCGAUCUGA